ACUGGGACAAAAGAGUGGACUAUGAGCCAGGCACAGGCAGCAAACAGCUGUUUCCCAAGAUGAAUCUGGAGACGUGUGGAGGGCUUCUCUCCUCAGUGAGGACCACGGUAGAGCUACAGACCAGCCAUAUUGGGAAGGGCUGCGACCGGGAGACAUACUCUGAGAAGUCCCUGCAGAAACUCUGUGGGGCCUCGUCGGGCAGCACAGACCUUCUCCCCGCCCCCAGCGCCUCCACCAAUUGGACGGCGUCCCUGGUGACGGACAGUGAGCGAGACAGCGACCUCAUCUUCCGGUUUGACGGGCGGCAAGCGGCGAAGAUUCCGGACCAGGUGGUACCACAGAACCUGACUGAUCAGUUCACCGUCGCCACGUGGAUGAAGCAUGGACCCAAUCCUGGACUGAGGGCGGAGAAAGAGACCCUGCUCUGCAACUCUGAUAAAACAG
Salvelinus sp. IW2-2015 is the source of this 444-nucleotide messenger RNA. RefSeq names its product calsyntenin-2-like. The record is from RefSeq and is a predicted model, not a curated record. Gene Ontology annotation, biological process: positive regulation of synapse assembly; positive regulation of synaptic transmission. Gene Ontology annotation, cellular component: cell surface; postsynaptic membrane. NCBI's taxonomy places the organism in Eukaryota, Metazoa, Chordata, Actinopteri, Salmoniformes, Salmonidae. The annotation marks the transcript as partial. Gene Ontology annotation, molecular function: X11-like protein binding; kinesin binding; amyloid-beta binding. The transcript is spliced from 2 exons.